Messenger RNA from Durusdinium trenchii, 2022 nucleotides. The record is from the annotation of a GenBank genome assembly. NCBI's taxonomy places the organism in Eukaryota, Dinophyceae, Suessiales, Symbiodiniaceae.
UUUCACCCCCUGCCCAGAACAUCCACGUCAUCUGAAAACCGGUGCACUCCCUCUAUUUCUACCAGGACCUCUUUGGUGCGGUCACCCCUCCGCACCGCACCCGUUGGACGCCGCGUGGGUUUCGGCUCAAGACACGGUCUUCGCGCGGAGUCCCGGUCGGGACAUCAACGUGUGAUGGACGGAAUGCCAGGACAGGUGACGUUCGAGGAAGAGAACGAGCUCGAAAAGCAACCUGAGGUUGAGGCAGACGCUGCUGCGGAACGCACCGGCAGCCCAAAGGAGAAGCCCAAGUUGAAGGUCCAGGCUACCUUGAAGCAUAGUGAUCCCUUCGCAGGGAUUGAGGAUCGCUUGGACAAAAUCAGUGCCAAGUUAGAUGAAGCUUUGAGCACGAGAUUCACGCCUUUGAGACCCAAGGAUGAAUCUCCACCAGCUCCUCCCAUCAUUUGUCCCAAGCCCUUUGCCUCCGAGCCGGUCAUGAACGCGCGCACCACGCGGAUGACGAAGGUCGUCUUUGACCCCUUGCCCAAGAAGUCCAAGUUCAACGUCAAGUUCCGUGGGAAGAACGUCUCGGCCAUGGACGCCUCACUGUCGGAAGAGGACAACGACGGGGACGACACCAACUUCUCCGACGCGGGCUCCACGAGCUCGCGUGAGAGGCGCCUGGCACACCGUGUGCGUGCGGUGGACUUGAAGUUGGCAUGGCAGAUCCAUGCCAAAGAAUGUCAGCAGGAGAUCCACGACUCGGAGGACGCCACACGUCCGGUCCUGCGCCUGCUGUACCGCAGCCGAAGAGACCAGAUCUGGGAACUCUUGGAUGACCAAAACUCCAGCACAGCUGCUUGGUGCAUCUCGCAGUUUCUCAAGACGCUGGUGAUCGUGAACUUUGUCGUGACCAACCUGCAAACCACGGAGGAGCAGACGAUCGAUCCAUUGACAGCCGCAGUCAUGGAGACGAUCUUCGAUAGCAUUUUCCUCUGCGAGUUCUGCAUUCGCUUGUUUUCAGCACCAUCGAAACGACGAUACAUGGAAGACUCGUUGAAUUGGGCCGACGUGCUUUCCGCCUGUGGCUUACCCGUUCGCCUUGCGACCUGGGCCACCUUCGGCGUGCAGCAGGCCUUUGUCAGCUCGGACUGGAACUGGGGCCGGCCGAUGAAGACGCGGGACGCGCGGGGACGUCAAAUUAUCCUCCUGUUCUUUCUACCUUUGGUCCGCUUGCUGAAGCUUUUGAGAUAUUUUGAUUCUUUCCGCCUUCUGAUCGACGCAUGCAAGAACUCCUUUGAGGCGUUGCCGGUGCUCACCUAUGUCAUGGCGUUGAUCACCACCAUCUCUGCCACCGGGAUCUAUUUGGUGGAAUCCCGAAGCAAUAUACCUAGCUUGCAGCAUUCGAUUUGGCUUUCGCUCGUCACCAUGACGACGGUUGGGUAUGGCGACUACUAUCCCAAGUCCUUGGCGGGCUUCCUCAUCGUCUCUAUCCUGACGAUUGCCAGUGUUCUAUUCCUAGCCUUGCCCGUGGGCAUUAUUGGCAAUGAGUUUACUGCAUGCUGGUCACAACGCACACGAGUCCUGCUGCUCACUCGCGCGCAGAAGUGUUUGGCCAAAUGGGGCUACAGCGCGAAUGAUGUCAAGGUCUUAUUCGAGUUUGUAGACACAGAUGGCAAUGGGAAUCUGAACCUCAACGAGUUCGUGGAGCUUUUUCAUCAGAUGAGGAUUGGCAUCACCAUGGACAGUGCAGUGGAUCUCUUCCAGUUGUUUGACGAUGAUCAGAGUGGCACCAUUGAGUAUGACGAGUUCUUACGCCACAUUUUCCCAGAAGAAUAUGUGAAGGGUGCGCACAAAAACAAGUCCAUCCAAGUGAGCCGGACACGUGUCAGUGAAGCCUUACACCACUUGGAUCACUUGCGGGAAUCCCUCGCAUGAGGCCGCCAGCGACGCCAACGCUAUCUUCAGCGCAAGCGCGAGAGCUGACGCUCAGCUAUUGGGACCUGAAGAAGCUGCAACUCCUGAGUUCACCAAGAUGACAAU